ACAACAACAACAACAACAACAACAACAAAAUCGACUACAAAAUUACGACCUCCUAUCAAGACAAGUAUCGAUGCCACGAAUAAAUCUUCGCUGGUAAGAAGUAUGCUACCUUCCCCAAAAUCCAGUGUUUCUCCUUCAUCGAAUAUAAAUGAUCCUAAAAGUCCUACAAAGAAAAUUUUAGCACCACAGACUGCAAAACAAACUUCUUUAACGAAACGAAAAAUUGAAGAUACUUCUGGUCGUACUGUACGUGCUGCAUCUUCUCCAAAUAUUAAAAAAUCAACAACUCAACCUCCUAAAUCUAUCGCCACAAAAAACACGCCUCGUAAAAAACCAACAACAGUACAAGAGCAAUCUCGAAUUUCUACAAAGAAACCUCUUAAUUCUACUACUCCAACUCGUAAAAAUGAAAGUAUGAAAUUAAUCGCUGAACUUAAAGAGCUCCGAGCCGAAAAUAAAAAAUUACAGGCUGAGAAUAAAGAGCUUAUGCAAGAAAAAGAUCGUAACAACGACCAUUAUCGAAGCGAAUUAAACAUCGCUAAUAACUUAAUUAUGGAACAAGCUGUUACGAUGUCCGACCAACAAUCCCUUAUUGAAGAACUCAUGUCCCAAUUAGAUGAACAAGAAAAUAUAUGUCAAAAUCUCCAGAAUAUUAUCGAUAAUUUUAAAACAAAGCAUAAUAUCCUAGAUGAUCUUAAGGAUAUUAACUUUGCCUUACAAAUUUAUUAAAACAACAAAUACAAAUCGGUCUACUAAAUUCCAUUUAAUUUUGCAUUACAUGUUUUUUACUUCGACAGCGCGUCGGUGGACACACUAAAUGUCUAAAUCAUUUACAUUCCUUUCUUUUUCUUGCAUUUAUUGUUAAUGCAUUUAAUGACUGUUCCUUUUCAUUAAAUUGAUACUACUUGUACUUAAUUAUUACAUUAUUAUUCUAUUUUUUAACUUGUAUCAUUUGUGCGGUAGUAUUAACUUGAAAUAUUAUAUUAUUAAUGAAUUGAAUUUGAGAAAAUUUUUUUUUUCUUUUUACUAAUUUUAUGUGUAAGAUCAUUUUUAGCCGUAAUUGU
Rhizophagus irregularis DAOM 181602=DAOM 197198 is the source of this 1064-nucleotide messenger RNA. The record is from RefSeq and is a predicted model, not a curated record. Lineage: Eukaryota; Fungi; Glomeromycota; Glomeromycetes; Glomerales; Glomeraceae.